Molecule: messenger RNA, 861 nt
Organism: Gastrolobium bilobum
Lineage: Eukaryota; Viridiplantae; Streptophyta; Magnoliopsida; Fabales; Fabaceae
Exons: 3
Coding region: 1-861 (286 amino acids)
Molecular function (GO): RNA-DNA hybrid ribonuclease activity; nucleic acid binding
Source: RefSeq, a predicted model, not a curated record
AUGGACAGAUCUUUGAUGCCAAUACCAUGGGAAGAAGCAGCAAAAAAGGUAGCUGAAUAUGUUAAUGAAAAUGGUGAAUGGAAAAUUGAAGAGUUAUCUAGGUGGCUUCCUUAUGAGAAAAUUCAAACAAUUCAAAGCCAUCUUCCCCCCAAUAAGUUAGAUGGCCCUGAUCAGUUAAAGUGGAACAUUCAUAGUAAAGGGAUUGUCUCAGUGAGUGGCAUUUACAAGCUGCUAGAUAAUCACACAUCGUCCACAAGUGAGAGAGCUGAUGUUUGGAAAGAUAUAUGGAAAUGGAAAGGCUCACAGAGAAUCAAACUGUUUUUGUGGAAAGUAGCCCAUGGUAAGCUUCCAACAAAAGAGAGAAUGCCAAGCUUGAAUCUGGGAGGUCCGAUGUGUAUUAUGUGUAAUAAUGGAGAUGAAACUUUAAUGCAUUCAUUGAGAGACUGCUAUUUUGCUAGGAAGUUAUGGGAUGGUUUGGCAGCUAGCACGGUAUGGAUAGUUGCUAAUAGGAAAGAGAAUGGCGUAGAGCAUGGAACAAAAGAGGAGAUCUUAAUUCAUUGGAAAUUUCCUGAAAUGGGGUGGGCCAAAGUUAACACUGAUGGAGCGAUCAAAGGAAAUCCGGGAAUGGCAGCGUGUGGGGGAGUGAUUAGAGAUUGUUCUGAACUAUGGAGAAUUUUAAAAGGGAUGGAAAUGGCAUGGGAAGUAAGUUGGAGAAAAGUUAUCAUUGAAAGUGAUUCUGAAGUAGCAAUCACGUGGCUCACCCAGAUAGGAGAGCCAGCCUCUGAGUCUCAUAUUGUGACUCGUAUAUGGGCAUGGAUGGACAAAGAUUGGACAGUGAAGUUAAAUCACACAUAUAGAUAA